Molecule: messenger RNA, 1047 nt
Organism: Cyphomyrmex costatus
Lineage: Eukaryota; Metazoa; Arthropoda; Insecta; Hymenoptera; Formicidae
Exons: 8
Coding region: 1-1047 (348 amino acids)
Biological process (GO): sensory perception of smell; detection of chemical stimulus involved in sensory perception of smell
Cellular component (GO): plasma membrane
Molecular function (GO): olfactory receptor activity; odorant binding
Source: RefSeq, a predicted model, not a curated record
AUGGAUUCCAAUUAUUACGGUGUUAUUAAAAAAGUAUCAUCGUUGGUUGGUCAAUGGCCGUAUCAAAAUCCAAAAACGAAAUUAAUCUGUUUAAGCUUCGUGACUUUAAGUACAUUUUCUAUAGUUAUUCCACAGUUGGCUAAAUUCGUCAUUUGUGACGGAGACAUGCAAUGCAUAUUUCAAACCACGGCAGCACAUAUGUUGACAAUUAUAACGUUGGUGAAGCUGUACACAUGUCACUUAAACCGAUAUAAAAUGAAAGUUCUAACUGAUUGGCUAUUCCUCGAAUGGGACGAAUUAGAAACACCGGAAGAAUACGAAAUUAUGAAGAGAUAUGCUGAAAAUGGCAGGAGAUAUUCUUUAGGAUAUUCACUAUAUUGCUUCAUAUCCGCAUUUCUAUUUCUGUGUAUGUCACUUAUACCGCCACUACUAGAUAUCGUAUUACCUCUCAACGAAUCUCGUCCUAUACUGUCAGUUCAUCCAGGAUAUUAUUUUGUUGACGAAAGAGAAUAUUUCUUCUUUAUUUUUUGGCAUGCUGUCGUGGUUUGGGAAAUAGCCGUGACUGGAAUAGUGGCUCACGAUUGUAUGCUUCUAACUUACAUCGAACAUGUCUGCAGUAUUUUCGCCCUAGGCGGAUUCGCUCAACUAAUCGAAGAUACAUUUUCGAUAACAUUGGCUCUACAAAUAGCAUUAAAUACAGUAAUGAUUAGCAUUACCUUGUUACAAAUCACGCAGCACAAUGCCAGUGUUUUUAUAGUGAUGAGAUACGUAGUAUAUGUCCUGAGUCAACUGAUUCAUCUAUUUUGCCUCAGUUUCGAGGGACAAAAGCUGAUAGAUCACAGUCUUCAAACGCGCGAUAAAAUCUACAAUAGUCUUUGGUACGAAACAACUCCCAAAUCGCAAAGGAUGCUCCUGUUUGUCAUGCAAAAAGCCCUUCAACCUGUUUUUUUGAGCGCUUGCAAGAUUUACACCUUCUCAAGGGAGAAUUUCACUAUGGUCGUGCAAACUUCCAUGUCAUACUUUACGGUACUCGCAUCUCUGGAAUAA